This is a messenger RNA of Gadus morhua (Atlantic cod), 1619 nucleotides long. RefSeq lists its product as uncharacterized. The coding region runs from base 38 to 1378 and encodes 446 amino acids. Lineage: Eukaryota; Metazoa; Chordata; Actinopteri; Gadiformes; Gadidae. The record is from RefSeq and is a predicted model, not a curated record. The transcript has 3 exons.
GCGGACACAAAAUUAAAAAUAAUAAUUCGGCGCCGCCAUGACCCUGCCGUCCGUCGGUGCGACCAGCCUCUGUCUCCCCUCCCAGACCACCGUCCAGCAGCUGUUCUCCGUGGCCAGGGAUGCCGGUGUGGUUCCAGACAUCUCCCUGGACCCCGUCCUCACCGCCUUCCUGUCCAUGGAGUCGCGUGCGUCCCUGCUGCACCAGUACGCCUCGCUGCAGAGGGGCAUGACGCCGGAGCAGCUGGCCUCCUUCCGCCACAACGUGAGCGGGGAGCUGGGUGGCAGCACCAGGGUCCGCCACGGAGGAGUGGGCGUGGUCGCCCUGGCCCUCUCCGUGCUCUUUGACCUCGUGGCCAAAAAGGUGGGGGACGACUUUAGGGUCCCGAAGCAGCAGGGGGCGACCGGGUGCCUAUUUGGGAUCCGGCGCUCCUCCAGGAUCGGCCGGAUGAUCCACAGCUACCUGCGUCUGAUCCCCGGCGUGGCCAACGACCCUGAGGGCAUGGCCGAGACCACAGAGCUCUACGACAACUGGCUGAAGCUGGAGCUGAUCGACCACUACGAGAGGAUGACCAACAAGAAGAGGAUGGGCUCCGAGGCCAUGAGGCAGUGGCUUGCUGGCGCCGCCGUCCACAUGCACAUGAGGAUCCACCAGGUGAGACUGAAAUCGGUGCCUCUUGGCUCGGCCGAGUCCCUGCGCCUCUCUUACAGGACGGCUUUCGCCCAGCUGGUGCAGGACUACGCAUCCUACCUCCGCCGAAACAUCCGGGAAACCCCGCCUUCAGGCACAUACAAACCCAACGCGGCCCAGCCAGGCGAGCGAACACCGGCGGCUACGACGUUCCAGCGCCUCACCGACCACGGGACCCGGAAGGAACCGAGUGAGACAGAGGGAGCAGGGGUAGCCGUCUGCGUGGGGGCGACGAUGGGUAACGUCAGCCUGGCCUGCCCAAUGAAUGACCUCAACGGGACCGGCCCCGACGGGCAUAACUCAACCACCGCAGCGAACCAAGCGGCAGCUUUUAGCGGAGGAUCCAAUGAGGUUACGGGGCAAACAGGUCCAAAACAGAUGGAUAAUAAUAAUGACGUGGGCCCUGAAAGAGGUGCAGCCAGUGUGUUGAGUGGUGUUGGCGGGGCUGCGCAGCCAACAGCCAGUGACGGUCUGUUAGUCAUUGAAGCCAUGAGGAACGUGAGUCAUGGUGUACGGCAUCGGGCCUGUGAGUCUCCAGUCAUAGAGCAAGCCCUGGCCACCCUCAUUUCAGAGGCGCAGGACCUGGAAGAGAGCAGGGACUUUUUCCUGUACCCCCGGCCACUGCUUGACAAUCUGCUCGGCCAGAGAGCUGACUUUGACUUGAAGAUAAGAUGGCGGAAAACUAUUUGAACUAUUCGCAAAGCUGUUAGGGAGAUUGAGAAGCAUGAGGGUAUUGGGACAGCCUCGGGGGGGUUAACCGCUGUAUUGGGAAUCUAAGUUGAGUGAUUGAGUGUGUUAAGACAAAAUGUGUGAAGGUUAACGUUAAGGUGAGUGAAGGAUAAAACAAAAUGCCACACAUUUUGUCUUAACCUUAAAGAAAUGAUCAACCAAACCAAUUCAAUAUAAAAUAAAGAUGAAGAUGAUGAUCUGA